CGCGCGAGCGGGGCACCACACUCUGGAUCAGAGCGCUGGAUCUGGGAGGACAAGAUCUACAUUUGGAAGAACAGGGAGAUUAUUUUCAAUUGAAUACUUAAGUUGUGUUGGUCAUGAGGAGUUCAGAGUGAAGCGCGCUUCUCCUGGCGAGUGUCGUGUAGUGCUGUCGCGUGUUCUUCUGGUAUCUGCAAACGCGCGUUUUUCUGCCCAGAUGUUAGUGCACACGUAUCCUUCCACGGACCGCCAUGACGGGGUACCGAGCCACAGUUCUAGACUGUCCCAGCUGGGCUCAGUGUCUCAGGGUCCGUACUCCAGCGCUCCGCCGCUCUCUCACACCCCUUCUUCGGACUUCCAGCCGCCGUAUUUUCCCCCGCCCUACCAGCCUCUGCCGUAUCACCAGAGUCAGGACCCGUACUCACACGUCAGUGACCCGUACUCUCUGAACGCCCUACACCAGCAACAGCAGCACCCGUGGGGCUCCCGUCAGCGACAAGAUGUGGGCUCGGAAAGCGGAUCUUUACUGCCGCAGCCUAGAGCCUCGUUACCGCAGCUCUCCGGUCUGGACCCCCGGCGGGAUUACUCGAGCGUGCGCCGGCCGGAUGUGUUGCUCCACUCAACGCACCAUGGGCUCGAAGCGGGGAUGGGUGACGGUCUUUCCCUGCAUGGCCUGGCACACGGCAUGGAGGAUGUGCAGGCUCUGGAUGACAAUAGCGGGAUGAACAUUCUGGAUCAGUCCGUCAUUAAAAAGGUUCCCAUGCCACACAAGAGCGUCGCUUCUUUUAUGAUGAACAAAGAUGGUCUAAUCGGGGGGAUCACCGUGAACGUCAACGAGGUCUUCUGCUCGGUGCCCGGCCGCCUGUCGCUUCUCAGCUCCACGUCCAAAUAUAAAGUGACGGUCGGCGAAGUCCAGCGGCGCCUCUCUCCGCCGGAGUGCCUGAACGCGUCUCUGCUCGGCGGGGUCCUGAGGAGAGCGAAGUCGAAAAACGGAGGAAGAUCACUGAGGGAAAAGCUGGAGAAAAUCGGCUUGAAUUUGCCUGCUGGGAGACGCAAAGCAGCGAAUGUCACUUUACUGACGUCUCUGGUUGAAGGUGAAGCUGUUCAUUUGGCUCGGGACUUUGGCUACAUUUGCGAAACUGAAUUCCCCACGAAGGCCGUGUCUGAAUAUCUGAACAGACAGCACACGGAUCCAAACGAGCUGCACUCGCGGAAGAACAUGCUGCUCGCCACGAAGCAGUUGUGUAAGGAGUUCACAGACCUGUUGGCCCAGGAUCGUACUCCUAUAGGAAACUCUCGGCCUACGUCCAUCCUCGAGCCUGGAAUCCAGAGCUGCCUGUCACACUUCAGCUUCAUCACGCAUGGCUUCGGUUCUCCGGCCAUCUGUGCCGCGCUCACAGCUUUGCAGAACUACCUGACUGAAGCCCUUAAAGGUCUCGACAAGAUGUUCCUGAACAACCCCACGCCUAACCGACACACGUCCGCCGACGGAUCCAAAGGCGCGGAAAAAGAGGAAAAACACAGGAAAUGAGUUGGAAUUACAACAGGAUAUCAAGAGAGAAGGGGCUUCAAACAAAGUCAUUGGAGAUGUUCAGAGAUUCUUUAAACUCUAGUUUUAUGACAUUGCGUUUUACAUUCUGGUGUGAAGGUGCAACGUGAAAAACACAUCGUGGGAAAGCAAAAGGGAUAAGAGACUGGAAGACGCAUCUCUGCUGUGACUCGUUCGCCAUUUUCAUCUCAUUCCUGUGAGAAUGCUGGAGGAGUGCGUGUGCGUUUUUGUGUAUAAAAAGUAUGCGAUAUUACAUGAUGUUUAACACAUGCUGUAUCACACAGGCUGACCUUUACACACAUGAAUCCGAUCAUUCAUAAUUUUUGAGCUCAUCUUUGUACUCGCCAGCAUACAGGAGGACAGGGUCGGUUCGGAUAUCGUUCAAAUAUUUUAUUUAAAUACAAUUAUUGAGCAGUCUUGGGGUGUUAGUGGGUUACGUCUCAUACAUUAUUUACAUGUAAAGAUACACACAGGUAUGUUUUGUUAAAAAGUGGCUGUUAAAUGAUGACUUGUUCCACUGAGAUUACAAAGAGAGACUGAAAAGAAUAGAUUUUAUUGCAUUGUUUAAAUCAUGCAGUCUUAUGAGCAUUAGCCAAAAAUAACAGUGCUACAGCAAACCACCAUGGUAGUUAGAAAAGUGAGAUUUCUUAAUACAGAUGUUUAAUUCAGGCAGAAUUUCUUAAACAGAUACUCCAAAACUCACAUUAUAGUAAUAAAUUACAAAGCAUAAAUGCUAUAUUGAAAUUCUCAGUCAGACCAGUGAGUACAAUACAAUUUUUACCAGACAUUUCGACAGGUUUUUCUUUUAUUGGAGAUUUAUAUUUAGACAGUUUUCCUGAAGCCACUCAGAAUCAGUUUAACUGGGUGGUUGCGCAAAGAAAAAGAAAUCAUCUGUUGCGCAAAUCGAAAUCGUUUUGUAUUUCUUCGAAACUGCUGUUUGCUCUGUCAUGCUAUUCAAUUCUGUGAAAUAUGAGGACAUUUUCAUUAAGUUACCAUGGCAAUCAAGUUAAAAUCAUAAUUGUUUCCUUGAUAUUUUCUCUGUUGCUCACACACGUUUUGUUUCGUUUGCACAGACUUAAACCAACAAUGAUAAAAUCGUACAUUUAAGGACUAAAACGAUUAUCUCAAAUGAAGCCUGCAUUGACCAAAUGUCAUUGAAAACAAAUAAUCCCGAUUUAAUGACUUUCUCAGGCUAAAAAAAACUGGGAUAACGAGUUGACCCCGCGCGCUGGAACACUGGCACGCGCAUACCUUCACGCGCUCACCUCACCUGCGAGCGCACAUUCUACAUUCGUGGGCGAGCGCUUGUCAAUGAAGCUGGAGCACAGCCUGUCUGUCAAAGUUAAUAUUUGGUUAACUCUGUGUGAGAAUGGUUCUUUUAUUUAUGUUUGUAUAUAUUUAUUUAUACUUAAUUUAAUGGACGUUUGUACAUAGGAAUAGACUGGGUCGUCUGUUUGUGACUCUCUGUGCGUGGGUGAACGCUUGGUUUAGAUAGCAUCUUGUAUUUUUUGUUUCAUAGAUACGGUGUUAUGUGGUGAAGGGUAGAAGUUGGUUCAUGUCUGGUGAUUUUCAUUUACCUCGAAUUAAAAAUAAAUCGUGUUUUAUUGUA
This is a messenger RNA of Triplophysa dalaica, 3152 nucleotides long. RefSeq names its product transcription factor AP-2 beta (gene tfap2b). Gene Ontology annotation, molecular function: RNA polymerase II transcription regulatory region sequence-specific DNA binding; DNA-binding transcription factor activity, RNA polymerase II-specific. NCBI's taxonomy places the organism in Eukaryota, Metazoa, Chordata, Actinopteri, Cypriniformes, Nemacheilidae. The transcript is spliced from 7 exons. The record is from RefSeq and is a predicted model, not a curated record. Bases 212 to 1525 code for a protein of 437 amino acids. Gene Ontology annotation, biological process: regulation of cell population proliferation; regulation of transcription by RNA polymerase II; anatomical structure development. Gene Ontology annotation, cellular component: nucleus.